Messenger RNA from Drosophila miranda, 430 nucleotides. It is a transcript of the gene cype, whose product is annotated as cytochrome c oxidase subunit 6C-1. NCBI's taxonomy places the organism in Eukaryota, Metazoa, Arthropoda, Insecta, Diptera, Drosophilidae. The record is from RefSeq and is a predicted model, not a curated record. The transcript has 3 exons. The coding region runs from base 89 to 331 and encodes 80 amino acids.
GGGGCCUAAGUGGGUUAAGUUCAUUACGGUUCCGUAUAUAUUUUAUCGAUAUCUCCAGUCGAAAUUUUUCUGCAAAUCCAGUCGAAAGAUGACCAACGCUCCAGCAACCUCCGCCGCCAGCGCCGCCGGCCCAGUCCUGCGUGGCCUCCACAACGCCACGAUCAAGCGUAAUCUGGCCGUGUCCCUUGGUCUGACCGCCAUCGUAACCGUCGCCUACAAGAUGCUGAUCAACGAUCCCAAGAAGGCCGCCUACGCCGAGUUCUACCAAAAGUACGACGCCAAGAAAUCCUUCGAGCGCAUGAAGGCCGCCGGCCGUUUCCAGUCCUGCUAAGCGACCCUACGCCCCUAGGUGUACGCAUAUAGUAUAAGUCGACGAUGUGUUACGUUACGCUUCUGUAUUGAAAACUAAAUAGAUUUCAACUCGUAUGUG